AUGUGUCUCCUUGGCUUUGGAGCUCGCGAACUGCACCAAAAGGGAGACAGCAGCGCUUACAAGAAAGUGGAUGCUGUUGAUUGUUCAUCACUGGCCACGCAAAAUAGGGUCCUGCUACAGCUCUUGCCAGCAAGGGAGCCUUCGGUUACUGCUGGUGGUGCUGCUACUGAUGCUGCUUCUACUAACGCUGCUGCUACCGCCGCACUUGCUGCAGCUGAGGUUGCUGCAGAGAAGAGCUCCAGCUGCCGCUUGUUUGCUGCCUGUGCUGAUGCUAGCUGCGCUGCUGUUGCUUCUGCCGUCGGUGCGGGGCUGCAGCAGCAACUGCAGCGCGAUCAUCAGCAGCAGCAGCAGCAACAGCAGCAGCAGCAGCGGCUACAGCAGCCGCUGCAGCAAGUUGUAAACAAAAGCAAUUACUCUGGCGCAUGGAAACCAUACAAGCAGCAACAGCAACAGCAGCAGCAGCGACAGCAGCAGCAGCAGCAACAGCAACGGCAACAGCGGCGGAGGAAAAUGGAGGCUGAGGAAGCGGCGGGCACAGAGUUGCAGCAAGAAGAGCAGCACGAGAAGCAACAACACGAGGAAAACAGUAAGCAGCUUGAAGAGCCGCAACCACAGCAGCAGGAAGAGCAGCAGAGCCAAGAUGAGCAGCAACAACAGCACGAGCAGCAGCAGCAGGGGCGGCAAGAGCAGGAGCAGCAGAUUCAGCAGCAGGAAGAAGAAGAGGCCAAACAGCUGAAAGAGCAGCAUGAGCCAGAAGGAGAGUCCCAGCCACAACGGGGGAUGCAAAACGCGCUGCAGCAGCAGCAGCAGCAGGAACCUACCGAACUGCAGCAGCAGCAGCAGCCCCAGCAGCAGGAACGGGAGGAACACUUGCAGCAGCUGGACGACCAGGAGCAUCAGCUGCAGCAGCAGGAAGACAAGGAGCAGGACAAGCCUAAGGAACAGCUGGUGCAGCAGCACGAGGAAGAGCAGCCGGAGCAGCAUGAGCAGCAGCAGCACGCGCAACAGCUGCACCAGGAAGAGCAGGAUGAAAAGCAGCCUCAAGAACAUCAUUUAGAUGGGCUUCAUGAGCAGCAAUCGCAACACGAGCAGCAAGCGCAGCAACAGCAGCCAGAGCAGCACGGGCAGCAAGAGGAGCAGCAGCAGCGCGAGCAGCAGGAGGGUCAGAUGCAACAAGAGUCGCAAGAACAGCAGCACAGCACGGAUGAAGAGCCAGAGAAGCAGCACAUCUCGGAUCGGCAGCAGGAAGGAGAGCAAGCGGGGCAGCAGGAAGAACGGCAGCAAACCCCUAAGCGGCUGCAGCACCAGGACGAACAGCAGCAGCAGCAGCAUCAACAUCAAAAUGACGAGGUAGUCGAGCUUCAGCAACAGCAGCAACUGCACGAAAAGAGCGAGGAGCAGCGAGAGCAGCAGAAACCACAUAUUGAAGUGCAGCAAGAAGGCCCGCUGCAGCGAGAACAGCAGCAGCAGGAUAAACUGCAACACGAAGCUGAAUAUCAGCCAGCAGGCGAAGGAGAAGACGACGGCCUACGCCGGGACCAGGAGCAGCAGCAGCAGCAGAAACAGCAGCAACAUACGCAGAAACAGCAGAAACACAAAGAGUACCAACAGAACGAACAGCAGCAGCAGCAGAACGAGCACCAGCAAAGCGAGCUGCAGCAACAGCCACAACAGCAGGAUGAGCACGGGCAGCGUAAGAAGCAGCAUCAGAAGCAACAGAAGCAGCAUGGGAGAAAGCAGCAGCUGCAGGAUGUGCAGCAGCAGCAGCAGCGGGGUCAGCAGGAGAAUAAACAGGGGCUGAAAAGCAAGGAAGAGCCACGCAUAAAGGAGGAGGAGGAGGAGCAGCAGGAACAGCAAACAGCGACUGAAGAAGCAACAGUAGCACUUGCUGAAGCUGAAAUGCGGUUGGCUUCCUCUUUGCCGCCGCAGCAGCAGCAGCAGCAGGAACAGCUGCAGCAGCAGCAGCAGCAACCAGAAUCAGAGUCUCUAGGAAAGAAGAGACUGAGCGAAGAUUACAGCUUCCUGAUGUUUGGGUCUCGCGUCUCCCUGGAGGACUUAGAGGAGUUUUCAAUGAAGGGAGAAACCUUGAGGCCGCAGCAGCAGCAGCAGCAGCAGCAGCAGCAGCAGCAGCAACGAGACACCAGCAGCUACUGGAUGGACCCUCUAAAGGAGCGAAGGCAGAAAAUGGCAGCACGAAAAGCAUUAGAGGAAGCAGACGGAGAGCUAGGGUUUGCACUGAAGCAAAUCAAGUGGAAGCAUCGAUGUGUUCAGCACGAAGUACAACUGCUAAGCCCAGAAGAAACCCGCACCUUGAGGCAGCAUCAUACUCCGAGUGCUCGCCGAGCAGCUAACCGCCAGCCUGCCUACCGCAGCCGAGGACUGUCCCCUCCUGCAGCAAGCCAAAAGCAGACAGAGAGGGGCAAGAAAACUGAAACCCCAGAUGCCGUAGCAGCUCUUCGGCGCCUCAUGUUGGAGCUCCGAAAGCGAGUGGCGGAGAUGCCGGGCGACUUUGGGGACCGCCAAGGAGGUGCCGAUGUGUCUCUGUCUUUAGAGCGUUGGAGUGGGAGGAGAGGUAUAUCCUUUAACAGCAGCAACAGCUUUAGCAGCAGCAGACAGCCAUCAUUAGGGCCCCCUGGGCAGGGCCCACAGGACAGCAGCAGCAGCAACAACAACAACAACAACAGCAACAACAACACGGGUGCAUGCAGCGAAGGUGAAGAACAGUCGGUACUGAACUUGGGCGGCGAGGACGAGGCAACGUUUGCUGUUGCUGCUGCAGCAGCAGCAGCAAACCCCGGAGACCUCAGACACCCCGGGGCCCUUCCGGGCUUCAUACACUGGCUAGCUAGGCUAGAAGUACUUGAAGCGCUUCGCUGCAUUUUUAGAGACGAUGUCUCCUUUUCUGUUAACAGCAGCACUAAGAUUGAAGCCAUGCUGGUGCUCAAGGGUUUAGCAAAGGCCCUAGACUGUCUCCCUGAGGUCCCUGCUGCUGUAGCGGGUGAAGAAGCAGCUGAACGUACACUGCACGCAUCUGCAACAGGCUAA
This is a messenger RNA of Eimeria acervulina, 3045 nucleotides long. RefSeq lists its product as hypothetical. Bases 1 to 3045 code for a protein of 1014 amino acids. Lineage: Eukaryota; Apicomplexa; Conoidasida; Eucoccidiorida; Eimeriidae. The transcript has 11 exons. The record is from RefSeq and is a predicted model, not a curated record.